Molecule: messenger RNA, 2387 nt
Organism: Biomphalaria glabrata
Lineage: Eukaryota; Metazoa; Mollusca; Gastropoda; Planorbidae
Exons: 6
Coding region: 7-2007 (666 amino acids)
Source: RefSeq, a predicted model, not a curated record
ACCACAAUGGCCUUCUUUCUACGUCUGGCUCUGUGGGCGUCUUUAGCUUUCUGGUCAACUUCAGAACUUGUUAUUGAUGUCCAGCCAAACGUCAUUUUACCAGAGAUAACACCCCAACUUGUGAUCAACUGUUCUAUAACCAAUAAUCAAGUUCAACAGAUUGAAGUUAUCAAAUGUCUAACUCUUUCUCGUUAUAAUGAAACUAUCAAAGAAUUUGACGAUCUUUUUGUUUUAAAUUCUUCAACACUAGAUCUCAAACAACUUCAGCAAUUUAAAUUUUCACAAAUCAGUUUUGGAAAUCUGUAUAUAACUUUAACUCUAAAUAAUCCAUCUCAUUUUGAUGCUAAAGUCUAUAGAUGUAAUGCCACUGGAGACAAUGCAGAAGGGACGAAUAUUUCUUUGUUUGCUAAGAUGGCAGUAGAAUAUGAGACAAGCUCGACCGCUUUCAUUGAAGAGAUACGACGUUUGAAACAAGACAAGAACAACUGUCAAAGUUCUUUAAGAAGCCAAAAAUCGAGACUUCAAUUUGAUGGAAGUUCUGAAAUUAUUCGAGAACUAAUUGAACCUUUGACAUUAAACUGUUCAUUUAAGUUUUUAAAUGAUGAUAAUCAAGAAACAUCAACACUACAAUCUUUUUUCAUUCUACACGAGACCAAAGGUGUCAUUGCAUAUAUAAACAAAGGUCAACCUGUCGUAACCUCGAUGAAAGAAGUCAAGUCUAAAAAUGUUAAAGGUGAAAUCUAUCAAAAUAAACUAAAAGAUUCCUAUCUUCAAGUCACAUGGACCGAACUAAAAUUGUCCGACUCAGGAAAAUAUGUUUGUGAAGCUCAUGUUCAAUAUUUAGAAGGAAGAUCUGAGAAGUUCAAUGAAAUGCUGACUAUUACAGUUCAAAGUCCAACAUUUAAUGACUUGGUGAAUGUAAUACAGAAAUUAAUAACACAAGUUGAUGAAGACAAGGAUAUCAGAACACAAGCUAUGAAGAUAAUGAGAGUAGGUCUGGAAAGAAAUUUUACAAGCCUUACAGAAAUCGUCAAUACAAAUGCACAAAAUAUCAAAAACAUGAGAUUCACUAUGAAUACAAAUAUUACAAGCAUAAAAGAAGACAUGGAUACUACACCUCAAAAUAUUAUGAGCAUAAUAGUAGAUACAAAUAACACUAUUACAAUGCUUAAAAAAGACCUGGAUACUAAUGCAGGAAAUAUUAAAAUCUUGAGAGAAGAUAUAGAUGGGAAUAUUAUUAAGCUUAAAGAAGAUUUAAAUACAAACAAACAAUUACAAAUUAAUUUGCAAGAGAAUCUCAAAAUGGAGGUGGCAAAUAUUUCUACCAAUCUAACCGAGCUGAAGAACCAAAUGGAUGAAGUAAAAAAAAUACUUCAGUUAUACUUUGUGCCACCCACAACAUGUCGUAAUGUCACCAGUACUAAAGCCCGUGCCAUUGUGACGUUAUCUUCCGGGUUAAAGGUCAUGUGUGACACCAAGACAGAUGGUGGUGGAUGGAUCAUCUUUCAGAGAAGAAUCAACGGAAAAGUAGAUUUCUAUAGAGGCUGGAAGGAGUAUCGUGACGGCUUUGGAGAUUACAACAUUGGGGAAUUUUAUCUGGGAAAUGAAAAUAUUUUUAAUUUAACUUCUACAGGAAAAUAUGAUUUAAGAAUAGAUUUAGAAUAUAACAACAAGUCGUACUUUGCACAGUACGAAGACUUUAAAGUAUUGAAUGAGACUGAGAACUAUAAACUACAGAUAGGAAACUAUUCAGGAAACGCUGGUGAUAGUUUAAGACGUCAAAACAACAUGUUCUUUAGUACUCUAGAUAGGGAGAAUGACAUUGACAAUAUUGAUCACUGUGCACAAAGAUAUUUAGGUGCUUGGUGGUACAAGGAUUGUCAUGUUUCUAAUCUAAAUGGUCAAUGGGGAAAUACAUCAUUUGGGAAGGGAAUGAACUGGUACGGUCUAACGCAAUGGUAUGACAGUGUUACCUUUAGUGAGAUGAAAAUAAGAGAAAGAGAAUAAAAUUCACACUUUGAUGGUUGUAAAAAGCAAUACCUUGAGUGUAAGAGAGAAGCUAAAAUAAAAACUUUAUUUUUUUCCAAAUAACUAGACCAAGUGCUUCACUGUUUUCUGUUUUUUUUUAAUCAUUUUUUUUCUUCCAAAAUGUAAAAUAUAGGCCUAUAUAUCAUAAUGUAAAUGUUGUAACAUUUUUGUCAGGAGAGCUUAAAUAAAAAUGUUACAUUUUGCAAUUAUAUUAUAUUAUAUUUAAAGACAGUGUAAUUGACUUAAUUUUAGUUGUAAUGAUUUUGUUUGACACUGAAGUUUUUUUGUUGUCUUUUAUUACUCAACAUGAGAAUUCUUAUUUCUUUAGUAUGUUCUAAAUUGUACACAGUUAUUAAACU